GCCGACGACGAGGUGAUAAAAUUAUGCCGUAGUCACGCCGCCUUGUUGUUAUUUAGUCGCGGAUUGACGGUCGACCGCCGUCACGGUUCGUCGGCCUUAUCGGCCGCUCGCUAAUCAGAUGUGAUAACGGGGCCACCGCGCGCGCGAGUCGGUGUCGACCUAAACGCCUCUUUCACUUUUCUUUCUCACUUCUGAACGAGGCCCCUGAGAGGAAAAAUGUCAGACGUGCGUGACCUCGCAGCCCUCAGCAGUAACCAGCAAGAGUUGGUGCGGCAGAGCGUGAGUGUCCGCGAGAACGCGUACUGCCCUUACAGCCACUUCAAAGUGGGCGCCGCCCUUGUGUGCGACGACGGCACCACCUUCACCGGCGUCAACGUCGAAAACUCGUCCUUCGGCGCCACCAUUUGCGCUGAGCGCUCAGCUCUGGUCGCAGCUGUAACUGCAGGUCAUCGCAAGUUCAAACGGAUUUGCAUAAGUGCGGAGGCGACAGGGCCGGGUUUCAUCUCGCCGUGUGGCAUCUGCCGCCAGUUCAUGAGCGAGUUCGGCGACUUUGACGUGCUGCUGGUGCGCCCCUCGGACAAGCGGGUGCUGUUCACCUCGGUGCACCGCCUGCUCCCCAUCAACCUCGACCCGCUGCAAGAGUUUCUCACCACCGGCAGUUAGAAUUAAUUAACUUAUAUCUGACUCGAGCACAAAACGCUAAUUUGUCUGUCGAUUUUGUUUUGACUGAAUUUGAUUAACACUUUUUUAGAGGCUAUGAAUGAUUAUUCUCGUCACGAGACUGAUCGUAUUAAGUUUUUGACUUGUAGCAGUUUUAGCUGAUAUGUCAUGUUGAUUAUUUGGUAGAGUGACUAACUGACUAUUAUUUUACUCAGUUAGACAAAGGUUUUUUUAGUGUGUUUUUUAGUAAAUCGAAUUUGGACCAAUAAAAAAAUUGAAUUUUAAGGAUCUUCA
Molecule: messenger RNA, 954 nt
Organism: Neocloeon triangulifer
Lineage: Eukaryota; Metazoa; Arthropoda; Insecta; Ephemeroptera; Baetidae
Product: probable cytidine deaminase
Exons: 3
Coding region: 217-663 (148 amino acids)
Cellular component (GO): cytosol
Molecular function (GO): zinc ion binding; cytidine deaminase activity
Source: RefSeq, a predicted model, not a curated record